AUGAACCGGAUUAAGAACACAUUCGCUGUUGCCAAGAGGUUAAAACUAAGUAAAUUUAUGACCAACUCCGACUUACCAAGUACAUUCGAAGGAACUGUUGAUUUGGGAAUUAUUGGUGGUACAGGUUUAUACAAUCUAGCCUGUCUAGAGCCCAUUGCCUUACUACCACCCAUGGUAACACCAUGGGGUAUUACGUCGUCUCCCGUCACCAUCUCACAGUUUGUGGGCACGAACAGCCACUUCCACGUUGCGUUCAUCGCCAGACAUGGUAUCAACCACGAAUACCCACCUACUAAAGUACCAUUUAGAGCUAACAUGGCAGCCUUGAAGAACCUAAAUUGCAAAGCCGUUCUUUCAUUCAGUGCUGUGGGGUCGUUGCAGCCUCAUAUCAAGCCCAGAGAUUUCGUAUUACCACAGCAAAUAAUUGACAGAACCAAAGGGAUAAGACAUUCUUCGUACUUCAACGAUGAAGGCUUGGUAGGUCAUGUUGGUUUUGGACAGCCUUUUUCUCAAAAAUUCGCCGAGUACAUUUAUCAGUUCAAGGAUGCGAUAACGAACCCUGAAUCUGAGGAGCCGUGUCAUUUACAUUUCGACAAAGACAUGACCGUUGUGUGCAUGGAAGGCCCACAGUUCUCUACGCGUGCUGAAUCCAAGAUGUAUAGAAUGUUUGGUGGUCACGUUAUCAAUAUGAGUGUAAUUCCAGAAGCCAAAUUAGCACGUGAGUGUGAGCUGCCUUACCAAAUGAUUUGUAUGUCUACCGAUUAUGACGCAUGGAGAGACGAGGCAGAACCUGUUACCGUGGAAACCGUUAUUGGUAAUCUGACAAACAAUGGACGCAAUGCAAACCUCUUGGCCUCCAAGAUCAUCGUUUCAAUGGCUAAAGAAAUACCCGAGUUCAUGCAUUCUGGCGAUGGGCUGCACGGUUCCAUCAAGAAAUCUAUUUCUACCAAACCGGAGGCUAUGUCCACGGAAACCUUAGAGAAAUUGAGAUAUUUAUUUCCUGACUACUGGUAA
This is a messenger RNA of Saccharomyces mikatae IFO 1815, 1014 nucleotides long. It is a transcript of the gene MEU1, whose product is annotated as S-methyl-5-thioadenosine phosphorylase. Gene Ontology annotation, cellular component: cytosol. Gene Ontology annotation, molecular function: S-methyl-5-thioadenosine phosphorylase activity. The coding region runs from base 1 to 1014 and encodes 337 amino acids. The record is from RefSeq and is a predicted model, not a curated record. The transcript has a single exon. Gene Ontology annotation, biological process: nucleoside metabolic process. Lineage: Eukaryota; Fungi; Ascomycota; Saccharomycetes; Saccharomycetales; Saccharomycetaceae.